Messenger RNA from Rotaria sp. Silwood1, 606 nucleotides. The record is from the annotation of a GenBank genome assembly. NCBI's taxonomy places the organism in Eukaryota, Metazoa, Rotifera, Eurotatoria, Philodinida, Philodinidae.
AUGUUGACAAUAUCUGAACAACAACAAGAAUCUAACAUAACAAAAAACCAUACAGUAACAAUCGUGAACGAUAAUCAUAUCGUUUCUCAUUAUCAUGGUGAAUUACGGUAUGAAUUAAAACUUGGUCGUAAUUUAUAUGUAAAAUUUCCUGAUAUUGAUGAAUACACUCAUUAUAUGGUAAAAGUUAUCUAUUUUAAUGAAAAGCUUGACUAUGUUCUUAUGCAAACAGAAUCGAUAUUACCACAGCCAAGAACGACAUUACCUCACGAUGGUGAUCAUAUUUUAUUACUUGCUUAUUCAUAUACUGAAAUCUCUAGAACGUUGUGUAUAACUAGUGGUAUUAUUUCUUCAACAAAGCAAGAUAAAUAUGGUCAUAUAAGAUCUGAUUGUGAUGCGAACAAAGGAGAUAGUGGUGGCGGCUGUUUUACAGCUUAUGGAGAAUUAUGUGGUAUAGCUAUUGGAACAGAUGCUAUUCAACCAACAGCACCCAUUUUAGACUUGACUACAAGAUAUCGUUCACGAGCUCAUAUCAUUUCAACAGAAGUUAUAAUGGCUCAACUAGCUUCAAUGGGAUUAACCAAAGGACAAGAACCUUCAUAUAUUUAG